Cuscuta europaea is the source of this 3670-nucleotide messenger RNA. The record is from the annotation of a GenBank genome assembly. Lineage: Eukaryota; Viridiplantae; Streptophyta; Magnoliopsida; Solanales; Convolvulaceae.
AAGAAAUUCAUCUUCAGAUAUAUCUUCAUUUGUAAUUUUCAAAAUUCAAAAUUUUAUUUAAAAUUUGAUUGAUAAAAAACUAAAAAAAAAGAAAGCGAGAACAAGGAUGAAGAAGAAGAAGAGGAGAAGGAGGAGGAGGAAGAGGAAGAAGAGUACAUACCUGCCUUGGCUAUUGAAGUAGAGGUCGUCGACGGAGUGCGGCUUAAGCAUCUUCAUCGCAGAUGGCCUGGGGUCUUCAUCGCAAAUCGCGAUUGAUCUGCAUAUCUUGAAAUCAAUAGGUGUUUUGGGAUUUUAUUAGAUGAAAGGUAAAAAAGUAAUUGCGAAUCCUAUUUAGGGAAUAAUAAACUUGUUUUGGAAUUUUAAUACCAUAGUAUGUUUUAUUCGUAUGUAGGACAAUUUUUUCUAAUACAUUAUCACCUCCAAGCCUUCCAGGCACCAAUCCUCCAUGUCCAUCAUGCCUACGGAUUAGGAGGCGAGACUCUCACGUGCGGUUACUUUGAGAAGGGUGUGAUACCACCACGGAGCUGCAUCUCUACUCACCUGGUCUCGAUCUGGUUUAGUAUAAAGGCGGUUCUUUUUUCUUCCGGUGAUCGGUGUUCACUGAAUUUUAGAAUGGAGUCAAAGCGGCGGGUAUUCUCUGUAGAUCUUCUCGAACGGUAUGCCACAAAGGGGCGUGGAGAGAUUACCUGUAUGGCUGCGGGAAACGAUGUCACUGUUCUGGGUACCAGCAAAGGAUGGGUGAUCAGACAUGAUUUUGGAGUCGGCACUUCUGAUGAUAUUGAUCUUUAUGCCGGUAGACCAGGGGAACAGUCUAUUCAUAAAGUUUUUCUUGAUCCUGGAGGUAGUCACUGUAUUGCCACAGUUGUUGGCAGUGGUGGUGCGGAUACAUAUUACAUGCAUGCAAAAUGGGCUAAACCUCGCAUUUUAAGCAAAUUAAAAGGGUCUCUUGUGAAUGUUGUCGCUUGGAACCGACAGCAAAUUACUGAAGCUUCAACAAAGGAAGUCAUUAUUGGGACAGAUAGCGGCCAACUUUAUGAGGUGUAUGUAGAUGCAAAGGAUAAGAUGGAGAAACACAUAAAGUUGCUAUUUGAACUCAAGGAACUACCUGAGUCUUUCAUGGGUUUGCAGAUGGAAACAGCUAGCGUAAACAAUGGAACUAGAUAUUAUGUGAUGGCUGUUACUCCCACACGCUUGUAUUCUUUCACCGGGAUUGGUUCACUAGAGUCUGUUUUUGCUAGUUACGUGGACCGCACCGUUCAUUUUAUGGAACUUCCCGGAGAAAUACCAAACAGUGAACUGCACUUCUUUAUAAAGCAAAGGAGAGCUGUGCAUUUUGCUUGGCUUUCGGGUGCUGGAAUUUACCAUGGUGACCUAAACUUUGGUGCACAUCACAGCUCACCAAGUGGGGAUGAAAACUUUGUGGAAAAUAAAGCUCUUUUAGACUAUUCAAAUCUAUUAGAAGGGACUGAAUCUGUUAAACCAAGUUCAAUGGCAGUGUCUGAGUUUCAUUUUCUUCUCCUUAUUGGAAACAAAGUAAAGAUAGUGAACCGGAUUAGUAAGCAGAUUGUAGAAGAACUUAUUUUUGAUCAAACACAUGAUGCAGUUUCAACAGGAAUUAGUGGAUUAUGCAGUGAUGCAUCUGCUGGGCUGUUUUAUGCUUAUGACCAAAACUCUAUCUUCCAGGUGUCUGUUAAUGAUGAAGCCCGGGAUAUGUGGAAGGUAUACUUGGACUUGAAGGAAUAUGCUGCAGCAUUGGCUAUUUGUAAUGAUCACCUGCAGAGGGAUCAAGUCUAUCUUGUGCAGGCCGAAUCUGCUUUUUCUGCAAAGGACUUCAUGCGAGCAGCGUACUUUUAUGCCAAAAUUACUUAUGUGUUAUCAUUUGAAGAGAUAACACUGAAGUUUAUUAGCAUGGGCGAACAGGAUGCUCUAAGAACCUUUCUUUUGCGGAAGCUUGACAGCCUUGCUAAGGAUGACAAGUGCCAAAUUACAAUGAUUUCUACAUGGGCUACUGAACUAUAUUUGGAUAAGAUCAACCGGUUACUUUUAGAAGACGAGAGUGCUUCAGAGACUCACAACUCGGAAUAUGAAUCUAUAAUUUUGGAGUUUCGUGCAUUUCUAAGUGAUUGCAAGGAUGUAUUAGUCGAAGCGACAACCUUGAAGUUACUUGAAAGCUAUGCUAGAGUAGAUGAAUUGGUCUUUUUUGCUGGCCUGAAGGAGCAAUAUGAGAUUGUCAUUCACCAUUAUAUUCAGCAAGGAGAAGCAAAGAAAGCACUACAAGUCCUUCAGAAGCCUAAUGUAUCUAUAGAUCUUCAGUACAAGUUUGCACCAGACCUUAUCAUGCUUGAUGCAUAUGAAACUAUUGAGUCAUGGAUGACAACAAAAAAUUUGAAUCCAAGAAAACUCAUUCCUGCCAUGAUGCGUUAUUCAAGUGAACCACAUGCAAUGAAUGAAACACACGAAGUUAUAAAAUAUCUGGAGUAUUGUGUGCACCGACUACAGAAUGAGGAUCCUGGUGUGCAUAACCUGCUACUUUCACUAUAUGCGAAAAAGGAGGAUGAGAGUGCUCUCCUGCGUUUCUUGCAAUGCAAGUUUGGGAGGGGCCAGCCAGGUGGCCCCGAAUUUUAUUACGACCCCAAAUAUGCCUUGCGCCUCUGCCUCAAGGAAAAGCGGAUGCGUGCAUGUGUUCACAUCUACAGCAUGAUGUCUAUGCAUGAAGAAGCAGUUGCUCUUGCUUUACAGGUAGAUCCAGAGCUUGCUAUGGCUGAAGCAGACAAAGUUGAGGAUGAUGAAGACUUGAGGAAAAAACUUUGGCUUGUAAUUGCGAAGCAUGUCAUUGAGCAGGAAAAGGGCACAAAGAGAGAGAAUAUCCGGAAGGCGAUUGCAUUUCUCAAGGAAACUGAUGGAUUAUUGAAGAUUGAAGACAUCUUGCCCUUCUUUCCCGAUUUUGCUUUAAUAGAUGAUUUCAAAGAAGCAAUUUGCUCAUCAUUAGAUGACUAUAAUGAGCAAAUUGAAAAAUUGAAGCAGGAGAUGAAUGAUGCAACCCGAGGCGCUGACAACAUUAGAAACGAUAUUAAUGCUCUUGCUCAGCGGUAUGCUGUCAUUGAUCGUGAUGAGGAAUGUGGGGUUUGCAGGCGAAAAAUAUUAAAUAUGGGUGGUGAGUUCGGAAUGGCGAGGGGAUAUACAGCUGUUGCACCAAUGGCUCCUUUCUAUGUCUUUCCAUGCGGACACUCCUUUCAUGCCCACUGCCUGAUUGCACAUGUAACUAGGUGCACCACUCCACCACAGGCCGAACACAUACUGGAUCUGCAGAAGCAGCUAACUUUGCUGGACAGUGAACCCAGGAAGGAGACAAACGGUGCUUUAUCUGAUGAUCAUCCAAUAGCUAGCUUGACACCCAUUGAAAAGAUACGGUCUCAGCUGGACGAUGCCAUCGCUAGUGAAUGUCCAUAUUGUGGUGACUUGAUGAUCCGUGAGAUCUCUAUUCCAUUCAUCCUCCUGCCUGAUGAAAUGCAAGAAGUUACAUCCUGGGAAAUAAUGCCACAUAACCCUGCAAAUCAGUCUCAGAGAGGCAUAUCUUUGACUGUGUGAUGUUUAAUCAAUUAAUCAACAUUCUUUAUUCAGCUCGCUCUCUGGGUGCAAAUUGGAAAAUGCAUAAUAAAUUUCAUCUAAA